This is a messenger RNA of Stylonychia lemnae, 2907 nucleotides long. NCBI's taxonomy places the organism in Eukaryota, Ciliophora, Spirotrichea, Sporadotrichida, Oxytrichidae. The record is from the annotation of a GenBank genome assembly.
AUGUAACUACUACCUACUUCUGGUUAAUAAUUCAAUGAAGAUACUCCUGCUAGCAUGGAUGAUCAGCAAAGAAUUUUAUUGACUCCUACCUAAAAGCAAUAGAAAAAAGUGAUAAAUUUACCUUUGAAAAACUUGGAGGAGCUGACAAUUUUGACUUAAAUUUUAAUAUUACCAGUGAAGGUCAUGAGAAUAUUGAUAUCAAAGGGUAUUGAUUUGAUGUGCAAAAAUCAGAAUGGGUCUAACGCACUUCACAUUGCUGUUAAGAAAGAAAAUUUACUUGUUAUCUAAACCUUGAUUGACAUUCAUUAUCCUCUUGGCUAUUCUAAAAAUAAUGGAGUCACUGCUCUUGGAAUAGCAGCGUACAAGGGAAAUCUGUAAAUACUCGAUAUUCUUUACAAAGCUGGAACAGAUGUGAAUUAAACAAAUAAGUAGGGUGUAUCCCCGUUAUAUUUAGCCAUUAAAUCUGGUGAUCUUAAGUGCGUCAAAUAUCUAAUUGAUAGGAAAGCAAAAGUUCAUUGCUAUGAUAUAGAGUUUGCUGAAUUCUCUCCAUUAUUCUUCUCAAUAAAGGUUGGCAACUUGCUAGUCUUAGAGCUUAUUUGUGAUACUGGUAUAAAUUUGGAUGAAACCUACAAUCAUUAAGGUUAUACUCCUUUCACUUAUGCAGCUAGUUUACAUUAAAUAGAUCUUGUCAAUUACCUUAGCUUUAGGGUUCAUAAUAUCAAUCAAGAAGAUCCUGAAGGGUUUACAGUAUUCUCAAGAUAUGUUCUUCUGAGUAACUUUGAAAUGGCAAACAAAUUACUUUCUAGAGGUGGAGUAGAAACUUUAGAAUACUGUAAUAGAGAUGGUAAAACACCGUUAACCUUAGCUAUCAUGUAUGAGAAGUAAUAAGCAGUCACUUACUUGAUCUCAAAAGGAGCUGAUCCUCAUAUCAUGGAUCUCUAAGGAAUGGAUAGUUGUGAUCAUGCUAAAAAUAGCAAAUCAUUUAUUAAUUAACCGUUCUUCAAUAGUUGUAAACCUGCAUUAAAAAAGAAGCCAUAAAUGAGACUCUUAAAUGAUAAUGAAUUAAAGUUGAGAGAGAAAAAAAUAAAUAAGUAGUAUUUAGAAGAUGAUAAAUUGCAUUUACUAUCUGGUAAAUCACUUACUGAUGUCCCAGAGGAGCCUUUAAAUAAAAUUAUACCUUUGAAAGAUAUAUCUCUUCCAUAAAUAGACAAAAUGCUUGAGAAUAGGAAUAUAAGCAUAACCGAUAAUGCAAGGAAAAUUCUCAAAAGAGAUACUCACAGGAAUAGCUUAUCACAGUUUAAUCAAAGCAUUCGAGAUAUUGAUCAAGAUUAUAAAAAGAAAUAGAUGAGCAAUGCAUCACUGAAUCAAACAUAUGAGUCUAAAUUUUAUGACGAUUAAUCUGAUAGUGGUGUAAAUUAAUCCCAACUUAGUGGUACAAAUAGUAGAUCUUAAACAAACAAUUCUGAAUUAAAGCAUAGACUAGAAGUAUUAAGUUCGAAAAGAUCACAUAGAAAUGAAAUUUUAAAAGAUUAGAGAUAAAAAGAGUUAUAAAGAAUAGUUUAAGAUAAAGAAUCGAUGAAGAUUGAGUUGCGCAGAAGUAUUUAGAAAUAAGUUUAGAGAGAUCAUCAGUAAAUCGGAGAGAGUACUAAUGAUCAAGAUUAUUAUUAAGAAAAUAAAAUAAGAGGAAUUUAGUAAAUUAGAGAUUCUUUGGAAUAAAUGGCUAAUUCGGUUUCAGAAAAACAAAAAAUUUAAUAGGGCUUAAUAAAAUAGAGAGAGGAUAUGAAUUGGAUAGAAAAUGUAAGUAAAAACGCAGCUGAAAAUUUAAAAAAGUUAAGAUAAGAUAUAGAAAAAGAACUAAGAGAGGCAAAGAGAAUGAAGCACAAUGGAUCUUCUGUAGUUUAAGAAUAAUUAUAAGAAGCUGAAGAAUAGUUUAAAAAGUAAUAAGUUAGAAUGAAACAAAUGAAAAUUUAAGAUCAUGACAAUUUUAAUUAGUAAAUAUAAGAAGAUUAAGUUUAGUCAAUAAGGCAGUAGUAACCAAUUAGAAAUUAAUAAAAGCAGCUUGAUACUUUGAAGAAGACAAUAUAGGAUUUAUCAAGAAAUACGAUAGGUAACAAUAGCAAGACUUUUAAUCUAUAAAGUUAAAAUUUAACAUAAUUAGCCAAGUAGAUAUUUUCUGAUCAAACUCAAGGUAGAUCAUAUAAUCACAAUUAAUAAAAUACUUAGUAAUAGCAUUCCAGCAAGAGUAUGUUGAACUAGACAUAUCAGUAAGAAGAUUUAUUGAGAUCAAGAACUCCUGAAAUUUAAUAAAAUAAAGCUUAUCAACCCUACAUUGAGGAUUAGUCUUUGAAAUAUCAAAGUAACUACUUAAAGUUACCUAAGAUGGAUGAAUUCAGGGGAUACUAAAGUAGACUUGAGGAAUAUCAGAGUUUUCUUCUUCAUCCUAAAUUAAGAUAAACAAAUUAUGAAGAGUAAUACACUUAUCAUCCAUCUGAAGUCUACUAGCAAAUGCUCAAUUAAGAGGAAUUAAUUAAAAGAUAGAACAGGGAAAAAGAAAUAAAGUACUAGAGAUAGCAAUAAGAACUGCUAGAUAGGCUUAAAAAGAAGCUCAAUGAUAUAGAUGGAUAAGUAGGAACAUCUUUAUCUGGAAUUAUAAAUGCUAAGCAUUAUCACAGCCAUAACAAACUUAAAAAUCAUAUUCAUCAUGAUGGUGUUUCGACUCAUAAUAGAACUUUGGAUUAUGAUAGACUAAAUAGAAGAUAAAUUCCUUUAAAGUCAAAAAAUUUACUAAAUAAUCUGAGCUUAAGAAAGCAAUCUGAAAAGCCUAGAUCUAUUGCAAAGACUGUAACUCUAAUUCACCAAGUCAUGAUCACUAUGAUCCCUAUGAUGAGCAUCCCUAAAAUAUAAUGA